Molecule: messenger RNA, 1833 nt
Organism: Pyricularia pennisetigena
Lineage: Eukaryota; Fungi; Ascomycota; Sordariomycetes; Magnaporthales; Pyriculariaceae
Exons: 4
Coding region: 1-1833 (610 amino acids)
Biological process (GO): regulation of membrane potential; sodium ion export across plasma membrane; proton export across plasma membrane
Cellular component (GO): plasma membrane
Molecular function (GO): sodium:proton antiporter activity
Source: RefSeq, a predicted model, not a curated record
AUGCCGACUCUCAACCCUAUCGAGUUGAACAUUGUCCUUGCGGUGCUUGGUGCUUUCACCAUCAUCUACGGACUGUUUUCUGUUCUCAUCAAGCAGAAAUGGUAUCUCGGCGAGGCUCUCCCGGCCAUGUUGGUUGGCAUCGCGCUUGGACCGGUGGCGGCCAAACUGCUGGACAACACGCGCUGGGGCCCCGGCUCGCUGAGUGAGCAGGACAAGAGCGAGAUUACGCUCGGGUUCAUGAGGGUCAUGAUCUCGGUGCAGCUGGUCAUCGCGGGCUACCAGCUCCCGGCCAAGUACGUGCUCACCAAGUGGAAGGACAUGGCCAUGCUCCUGCUGCCGACCAUGGCUAUCUCUUGGCUGUGCACCACGGCGUGCCUGAUGGCCACGAUCCCCAAGCUCACGCUGCUGGCCAGCCUCGUGAUCGGGGCCUGCCUCACGGCGACGGAUCCCGUGCUCAGCCAGGCCGUGGCCAAGGGCCCCUUUGCCGACAAGUACGUGUCGCGACCGCUGCGUGAGAUCAUCAGCGCCGAGGCCGGCGCCAACGACGGCUUCGGCUUCCCCUUCCUGAUGCUGGCCACCUACCUGAUGCGCAACACCGAGUUCCCGGGCCUGGUGCUGACGCCGUCCGAGGCCGCGCACAGGCUGCUGAGGCGCGCGGGCGACAUUGGCCGGCUCGACGGCGGCAUCGGGGCCGCCAUGAGGGACUGGCUGCUCGAGACGUGGCUGUACACGAUCCUCCUGUCGGCCGUCUACGGGGCCGUGGUCGGGUACGGCGGCUGCCGGGUCAUCAAGGUCUGCCUGCGCAGGAGGUGGGUGGACGGCGAGAGCUACCUCCUGUUCCCCGUGGCCAUGGCCAUGUUCAUCAUCGGCACGGCCGGCACGCUCGGCACCAACGACCUGCUGGCCUGCGUCUGCGCCGGCAUCGGCCUCAACUGGGACGGCGAGUACCUGGCCGAGACCGAGGAGCGCCACGACGAGGUCAACUCGUGCAUCGACGUCCUGCUCAACUUCACCGGCUUCAUGUACGUCGGCGUCAUCAUGCCCUGGUCCAAGUUCCACGACCCGGACGGAACGGGCAUCACCGUCCCGCGCCUCAUCGGCCUCAGCUUCAUGGUGCUGCUGUUGCGCCGCAUCCCGGCCAUCUUUGCCACGUACAAGGCCAUGCCGAGCUGCGUGUCUGGAUGGAAGGAGGCGCUGUUUAUGGGCUACUUCGGCCCCAUCGGAGUCGGCGCAGUCUUCUACGUCGAGCACACCAAGCACCUCUUCCCCAAGGUGGGCGAGACGGGCGACGUGGCCAGCGACGACAUGCUCAAGGCGCUGGUGCCGUCCGUGUACUUCCUGGUGCUCUUCUCCAUCGUGGUGCACGGGCUGUCCAUCCCGGCGCUCGACUUCCUGUACCGCUUCUACGGCGUGCGGCCCAUCACCGACGACGCGGUGCAGCUGCGCCGCAAGUCGGCCGCCGUGGCCCCGCCCGCCAACGCCCGCGUCGACAGCGCCGAGCCCGACUACUUUGUCGCCUACAACCGCUUCAGCCGGCCCGUGCUCCCGCAGGACGCCGCCAACGCCGCCGCCGCCGUGCGCUACAACCGCCGCACUGUGCUGUUCAACGGCCAGCGCGUCGACGGGCUCCCCAUCGCGAACAACGGCUACCCGCAUCAGCGGCGGCAGCAGCAGCAACAGCAGCCCGAAACUGUCAUGUUUGCUCCGGCCGACGUGCCCAAGACGCCCGUCGACGAGAGGGCCCGUCAGAACUGGGAGGAGGACGUCGAUCCCAUCGAGGAGGAGAAGAUCCGCGCCCGUCUUCGGGCUACCAGCUUGCAGAAGCUGGGCUGA